Molecule: messenger RNA, 1772 nt
Organism: Lepisosteus oculatus (spotted gar)
Lineage: Eukaryota; Metazoa; Chordata; Actinopteri; Semionotiformes; Lepisosteidae
Gene: fez1
Product: fasciculation and elongation protein zeta 1 (zygin I)
Cellular component (GO): cytoplasm; axon
Source: RefSeq, a predicted model, not a curated record
GCUCCACAGCGGAGACGUCUGCUAUAGGGCUGCUGUGGAGGCUGGCUGCCCACUGAUUCAAAAACACCAUCCUCUGCCUCUCAGGCUCAGGAGAGAGGGAGGUUUACGCUGAGAAGGGGGGCCACGGCACAUUGAGGAAAGAGAACAGAAGGGGAAAAAGGAGAGAAAAAAAAGGAACACGUCGUUCCCAUUGUCUUUCCUUCAUUCCUGCACUGAGAGGGGGGGAUGCCUUUGACUGCCUCUGCUUCGCUGGAGCUGAGAUGUACAGACGCGGGCAGCGCAGCUGAGAUCUGCAUUGCUUAGGAGGGGCUCUUCCCCCGGCGAGAGAACGGAAAACACAUCCAUCGCAGGAAUCAUAAUCAAACAGACCAUCAGAUUCCCCAACACAAAGAGUGAAGAUAGCAGGAUAUUGAAAAGGCGUGUGUGUACGGGAUCUGCCCAGCCAGGGAGUCAGGAAAGAUGGAAGCCCCCUUGGUGUGCCUCGAUGAAGACUUUGAGGACCUGAGACCCUGCCAGGUGGAGAAGAGGAGCCAGCUCCCCCCGCGCCCCGCUGGGACCGCCCCCCUGGCGCGGGAGGAGUUCUCCGAGCUGGAGAACUUCUCCGAGAUGAUGAGCUUCAAGUCCAUGGAGGACCUGGUGAACGAGUUCGAUGAGAAGCUCAACGUUUGCUUCCGCAACUACAACACCAAGACCGAGGGCCUGGCCCCCGUGCGCAGCCAGACGCACAUCGAGGAGGAGGAGGAGCUGCUCCAGGACGAGGAGGUCUGGGAUGCUCUGACUGACAACUACGCGUCUUCUACGAGCUCCAGCUGGGACGACCAGAAUACAGAGGGGCUCAACGGCAAUCUCUCUGACCAGGAGGUCCACGAAAAAGAAGAAGAAAUGAAUGAGAAGAAUGACAACACCAACUGUCUGAAUGAGGAACCUCUUGUUACUGCUGAUCAGGUGAUCGAGGAGAUAGUGGAGAUGAUGGAGAACUCCCCUGACCCAGAGGAAACUGAGGAAGAGGAGGAGGAAGAGAGCGGGCAGUCCUCUCCCCCGCCCAACCCCUCUCUGCUGGAGGAGAUCCGAGUCCUCUCUCACGCCUCCAACAACAACUGCUCUUAUGAAGGCCUGCAGCUGAUGCCCACCUCCGCGCUGUCGGAGCUGCUGCAGCGGGUGGAGGCGACUAUCCGCGAGUUCUCCGAGGAGCUGGUGACCCAGCUGGCGCGCCGCGAGGAGCUGGAGUUCGAGAAGGAGGUGAAGAACGCCUUCAUCACCGCGCUGAUGGAGGUGCAGAACCGGCAGAAGGAGCAGAGGGACCUGACCAAGCGCCGGCGCCGGGAGAAAGGCAUGAGCCUGCAGGGCACAGCCAGGGCGGACAAGGCCGGAUCUAUGCCUGUGAAGCGCUUCAGUAUGGAGGGGCUGUCCAACAUUCUGCAAACAGGGAUCAGACAGACAUUUGGGAACUCAGGGACAGAGAAACAGUAUUUAAACACAGUGAUUCCCUAUGAGAAAAGAAGCACACCUCCCACAGUGGAAGACCUUCAGAUGCUCACAAAAAUCCUUUAUGCAAUGAAGGAAGACAGUGAGAAAGUGCCAACUUUAUUAACCGACUACAUUUUGAAAGUGCUGUGUCCUACUUAAAACAGCCACAGGCCCGGGAGAAAACAAUGGACAGCCUGCAACUAUUCUAUCUUCAGCCAAAUCUGCAUGAGCUCCCCAUUCAUUAUUAAUGAUGCAUCAUUGUACGUACCUCAUCCUGGUCCUGAAUAAAACAGUCUUUGCUGAUA